Messenger RNA from Adineta ricciae, 333 nucleotides. The record is from the annotation of a GenBank genome assembly. NCBI's taxonomy places the organism in Eukaryota, Metazoa, Rotifera, Eurotatoria, Adinetida, Adinetidae.
AUGAUGUACGGAGGUACCAGUUAUGAUAAAGCUGCUGGUCGCACUCAUUCUACCACUUAUUCAUUUGAUCCACCGAUUGUAGAAAUAGGAUUACCAAAUAAUAAUCAUUUUAAUCAUUUGAGAAAUUUAUUAAAUAUUGUUAAUUAUUAUGUCCCUGCUCUAUUGAGCUUUGGUGAUCAUCCACCUCUUCUUGUUAAUAUAACAAAACAAGGGGUUGUUAGUGUUACUUAUGAUUUGCCGAUUAAUACUUCAGUUCCAUCAGUCGUAUUUUUAAUUAAUAACAAUGGCAAAUUAGAUCAAACAGUUCUACGAUAUCUGCGUGGAGUGCUCUGA